UACUGCCGGGAGGAACGUGUUCAGCGUCCCUGCAUCUCGUGUUCGGUACACGUGGUUGCUCUCAUACUUGUCUCUUGUACAGCGUAAAAACUAGCUAAGCUAAUCUACAAUCUCAGCCCGUGUCGCCUCUCAUAUAUCAUAUGUUUUCCCGCCGGGCGUACUUUACGUGGAGGCCUACCCUCUGUCUGAUUUUGCGGUUCGGUUAUAGCUCUGCAACAUGAUGUGGUGUAUACAAGUGUUGCUGCUCGUGUCCGCUGUCUCAAUGGGGUCGGCGGAGGUUUUCUCCGAUGACCAGGCGAGUAAGGUGGCAAUGUUUGUGGAAGAGGUCAUGCGGUGUAGACAGGUCCCCGGGCUGACCCUGGCUGUUGUGAAGGGGGGUGAGACGUGGACACGGGGGUUCGGACAGGCGGACAUAGAACAGGGAGUGAACGUCACCAAGGAUACUUUGUUUGGAAUUGGAUCUGUGACCAAGGCUUUCACGAGUACCCUCCUGGCCAUGAUGUUGGAUGAAAGUAAUGGAAGUUUAACAUGGACGUCAAAGGUAAAGGACGUAUUGGGUCCAGACUUUGCAUUUGUGGACAAGGAGAGAACAAAGGAGACUACUCUGAGGGAUCUUUUGACCCACCGCACAGGGCUACAUCCAUCGGUCUUGCCCCUGUUUGCUGGAUUGGACCCCAACUUGACGAGAACUGAUUUUGCCAAGCGUUUCCGCUUUCUUCCGGAAGUUAAACCAUCCCGUGACGCCUACCAGUACAAUAACUGGGUGUACGAGCUGCUCGGCCAUAUUGUGGAAGUGUUGUCAGGGGAAUCCUACGAAGUCACUCUGGAGAAACGAAUCUUCAAGCCACUGGGGAUGAACCAGUCACGUGUCCUGGGAAAGACGAUAACUACAAAUGCAACAGGAAUGGCAAAACCCUACUUUGACGUGGAGAACGAGCUCAUAUUAACGGAUCCCUCCAUUUACGACAUACAUCCAGGAGAGGCCGCGGGUGCUAUUGCGUCUUCAGCAGAGGACAUGGCUAAAUGGAUGCACUUCCUGCUGAGGCAAGGGGUGACAGCGGACAACGUCACACUGGUCAAAUCUAAAACAUUUGCGGAGGUCUUUAAAUCUCACGAGAGUAUUCCUACCAGUCACUCCUUGUCAAAGCCAAAGUAUCCCGUGGUGAACUUGCAGUAUGGCUAUGGCUAUGCAUGGUUCAUAUCGACAUAUAAAGGAUAUAAACAGUUCAUGCACACCGGAGGCUUCUAUUCUUACAUAACCUACCUUGAACUUUACCCCGACUUGGAGUUUGGAAUCUUUGUAAGUGCCAAUGGACCGGGGACAGCGGAUGAGGGAAUUGCAGAAAAUAUUAUCUCAUUCUAUAUUUCCGAUAUUUUGAUCGGUGAUCAGCCUUGGCUAAAUUCAACCACGGCCUGCACAUUCCCUUUGCCAUGGGACAAGGCGCCACAAAGCGGCCAAAAUAAUUCCGACGUCACGAACGCUGAAGUGGAAUGCCUUGAUUGUUAUGUUGGCAAAUAUGGACACUAUUUGUUUGGUGACCUUGAUGUUAAGCUGGGGUCGGGGUCGUCAUUGGAACUUCACUACAACAGGUUACAGGGUUCUCUCAAUGCCACAGUGGAUAAAAGUACAUUUAAAUUGGAUGUAUUGGGUUCCUUUAGGUUUCUCUCUCGGCCAGGUAAUGCUACCGUACUUGUAAAAGCACACUUCCAUGGGUUAAACAAAGGAAAGUAUUCACAAAUUGACCUCAGUCUCCCCCACAAGUUGACAUUUAACAGAGCUAUCAGCUUUUAUGACAAAAACAUAUACACAAGUACCAAAACUGAAACAAAUGGGCAGACUGUAAAGGAGUUUAGCAAUCUUCUGAUGGUGUUCGCAGCAUUUUGUGCAGUCUUGUUUAAGUGGUAGGGACUGUGUAAAGUUCUACCUGGACAAAGAGGAUUUUUCAUGAUAAAUAUCGGUAACUCCUUCCAUUAAAUAGUUUAAUCAAUUGUGUUCAUAUCUGGAGAAAUACCGAUGAAAAGAUAUACUUAACGUUAUUUUGUAUGAUGUAAAAAAAGAUUUGUUUUCUAAAAUGUUACAAUUUGGAGGGUUGUUUUCAAUAAUUGAAAUAACUAGUAAUGAAAUGUAAUAUUUUGUUUCUACUUUACAAGCUGAUUGUUGCUGUGUCCUCUAUUGAAAUGUAGGCACAAUCUAUUGAAAUGUAGGCUCAAUCUAUUGAAAUGUAGGCACAAUCUAUUGAAAUAGAUUAAACUGCUAAAUUGUAUGGUUUAGUAAAAUGACAAAUGACCAAAUUCAGUUUUACAUUUUGAAAGCACUUUCAGCACAGAAUGGCAUUGUCUCCAAUACCUGGGGCCUGGGCCUGAUGUGACUGGUUAUAUAAUGCUUCAGGCAAAACUGUAUAUGUGUAUACAUGUAUGUCAUUUGACCGCCGAACACAAACUCGUAAACUUUUGUUUGCUUCAGCACUGAUCCCCUUUACUGACAUUGCUGUCUACACAAAGCAAGUGUAUGUACAUUGUGAUCACACAAAUGGCUUAUUCUUACAAAAUGUUGAAUAAAAUGCAACACUUAUUAAGUCAACUUCACAUUCACGAAGGAAAUGUUUUGAGACCGUGAUAUAUUGAGACGAUGUUUUUCAGAUAUGAUGCAAACAUUAAUGUUCAUCUGAUCUGAUUGCAGUCUUGUUUACCAUGUGUUAAACAGAACCUAGUCUUUAUUUUUUACGUAUUUGGCCUUAUUAUUUCAUAUGAGCUUUGGUAGGUUAAAUAUCAGGACGCAUUUGAAACUCAGGUACUUUGAAUAACUUGUCAAGGCCUUGUAGAGAACGCUGUUGUAAUUUGGAGUAUCCCGUACAUAUAUGUUUGAUAAGCAGUCGGGCACGAUAUUGGUUAAGGUUUUGUCGUAACUCAGUGAACUCCAACUGAAGUGACAAAGUGAAUCGGUAACUUGAUACUAUUAAUAUAGUUAUUUGUCUUUGUGCUGGGGCGAUAGUCCCGGGGAGACGUUCGUAAAUAAAUUACUUGUUUCUUGUGAAUUGUUCAACGCCGCACCCAGCAAUAGUUAAGAUAUAUUUCGGCGGUGUAUGAAUAAUCUGGGUUUGAUAUGAUGAACGAUCUAUGCCGUCGUGGUAUGAUGGCACGCAGUCCUGGUAUGAUGGCACGCAGUCGUGGUAUGUCGGAACGCAGUCGUGUUAUGAUGAUAUGCAGUCGUGGUAUGUGGCACGUAGUCGUCGUAUGAUGGCACGCAGUCGUGGUAUGAUGGCACGCAGUCGUGGUAUGAUGGCAUGCAGUCGUGGUAUGAUGGCAUGCAGUCGUGGUAUGAUGGCACGCAGUCGUGGUAUGGUGGCACGGAGUCGUGGUAUGACGGCACGCAGUCGUGGUAUGGUGGCACGGAGUCGUGGUAUGGUGGCACAGAGUCGUGGUAUGACGGCACGCAGUCGUGGUAUGGUGGCACGGAGUCGUGGUAUGAUGGCACGCAGUCAUGGUAUGGUGGCACAGAGUCGUGGUAUGGUGGCACGCCGUCGUGGUAUUGUGGCACGCCGUCGUGGUAUUUUGGCCUCCUGAGUCUGACCACUCGAUCCAUUAAGUCGCCUCAUCCGACAAGCAUAGGUUGCUGAGGAUCUUGGAACCACCAUGGACUCCCUAGGUAGCCGUACAUGUAGGUAGCAAUAUUCAAUAAAUGUAUACAUAUGUUAAGUAUAUGAUGAUUGUUUUAAUAAACAGAG
Molecule: messenger RNA, 3725 nt
Organism: Haliotis rufescens (red abalone)
Lineage: Eukaryota; Metazoa; Mollusca; Gastropoda; Lepetellida; Haliotidae
Product: penicillin-binding protein 4-like
Exons: 5
Coding region: 218-1906 (562 amino acids)
Source: RefSeq, a predicted model, not a curated record